UUUCUCCAUUAUUAUUGAGUUCUUUUUAAAAAAUCGAUCUCCACCGCAGUUUAGCCAUGGCAGGAUUCAUUCUCAGUUCUGGUUUGGGCAGUGGUUCUUGUGGAAGGUUGGUUCUUGCUACUGGUGCAACAGUUAUGUGUCGUUCCAAACCAAUUGCUGCAGUUGCUCUCAAAAUUUUUGGUAGAGUUCAAGGGGUCUGUUAUAGAGCCUCUGCAGCGGAAAAGGCUGAGGAGUUGAACUUGGUUGGAUGGGUAAGGAAUAAUAGAGACGGUACAGUGGAAGCAGAAGCUCAAGGGACCUGUGACAACUUGAAGCUUUUUGUAGAAUGGUGUAAACAAGGUCCCGAUAUUGCAAAGGUUACAAAGGUUGAGGAACAGUGGAAAGAUAUAGAUACACUAGAUUACAGUAGUUUUCGUGUGGAAAGAACCGUCUAAUAUGGUAUCAAUCAAACUCUGAAGUCUUAUCUUUGCUGUAUCAAUGUUCGUUGAUCGUCGCUUCUGCGCCUUAUCUUUUUAAGAGUUUUUGUUUCGUUUCCUCCUUCCGUUCGACUUCCCCUUUUAUUUUUACUUGUGAGAGAAGUGGUGCAUUUCCAAGCUGAAACUUAGGCUUCCUAGUUUUGACUUGCCUUGGACUCUUAAUGUGUCUUUAUGCAACUCUCUUACUUGAUGUAUCUUGAAAGUUUUUUGCUCGAAAGUUGCUUGGAUUUUGUCGUGUUCAUGACAAUAUAAAGCAAUAGCAACCCAAAUUUUUACAUAAUCUCUCUUUUGCUCUAGUACUGAAUUAUUACAAUUGUUUCUAAAGAAAUCCUUGAUGCCGUCGAGAAACGGUAUGAUUUUGAACCUGCUUGGUAGCAUUGUGCCAUUUGAGCCAAGAACUUGUCCCUAUAUGUUUGAAUUGUUUUUAUACGUUAAACCUUGGCUCUCUGAAGGUCAAAUUCUGCUCUCUCGUAAAAAUUGUCUUUGAGAUAACUUGCUGUCCUCCCAACAGUUGGAAAUAAGAACUGAUGAAAGUUUAUUAAAAACAUUUAACCACAA
Galdieria sulphuraria is the source of this 1034-nucleotide messenger RNA. RefSeq names its product acylphosphatase. The record is from RefSeq and is a predicted model, not a curated record. Lineage: Eukaryota; Rhodophyta; Bangiophyceae; Galdieriales; Galdieriaceae. Gene Ontology annotation, molecular function: acylphosphatase activity. The transcript has a single exon. Bases 57 to 434 code for a protein of 125 amino acids.